CGGAUACGAACGCUCUGUGACCAAGACAUCUAUCCACAACCACAAUGAGCUCCCAUGACUCGUCUCGCCGCGGCGGAGCGCCAGCUGCCAAGGGAAAGAAGAAAUCCAGUACCCCCACGUCCAAGAAGGAACAAGCACCUGCACUGUCGCCAGCUGGAAAGUCGACACCCCCCGGUUUCACCGCGGCUGCGUCGACAGUGUCGCCAAACACCAAGACUUCCGAUGAGGACAAAUCGCACCAAAAGCGCUUGCUGCGUCAUCGCGCCCUUUACAUCUUCUUGUUCUAUAUGGGUCGUGCCGUCGAAGUCACGUUGACAGACCAGAGCAAGUACACGGGGGUACUCGACUGCAUUGACCCCGACGACUUCACCGUCGUCCUCAAGAACACCCAGCGCGUGACACCUGGCAGCGACCCGUUUGAGACAGGAAGCACGUUUGUCAUCCAAAAGUAUUUGCUCGCGCACAUUACAACGACGGGGCAUCCCAAAGAAGACAACCUUGCCAAUCGAGGACAUGGCCACCCGCAACAGCUUGCUGCAGGGCAAUCCUUCCAAACUGACAGCGACAUUACGAACAACACCAAGGCACACUUGUACGGCCGUGAACUCCAAGCGGCAUCGUCGUGGCUGGACCCUUCAUUCGACAGCGGCGAGUUGGACGCUCGCGGCGGCAAGACCUCGUGGAACCAAUUCGAAGUCAACUCGAAACUAUUUGGGGUGAAAGACACGUACGAUGAAAACUUGUACACGACGAAGCUGGACAAGUCCAAGAUUUCGCACGAGCAAUCGAGGGCCGCCGAGAAACUCGCGCGGGAAAUCGAAUCCCAGACAUCGCAGAACCACCACGUUGCAGAAGAGCGCGGCAACUACACGCACGACUCGAUUGACGAAGAAGCGCGGUACAGUUCUGUGGCCAGGCCAUCAAAGUCCAUUGACAUGCAGUCAAACCUUCCACGCAGCGCCAAUGCAUACAUUCCCCCGGCACUCCGCAAAGCCGAAGAAGCCAAAAUGCCGGUGCCGCUUUCCCCAAAGUCGAAGCAAACCGCCGCCACAUCACCGAAAGCAGUCGUGAAACCUGCGUCUCCCCGGAAAACUGCUCCCCAACCUCCUGUGGAAAACGAGAAAGGGAAUCCGACGUUGCCCAAGGCUGCUGCAGCACCGGUUGCCACCACGGAGAAGAAAGCAGAGAGCAGUGCAUCGUCACCACCAAUUCCUUCAGCUUCAAAGAAGGGCCUGAACCCAAACGCGAAAGAAUUCAAGCUCAACGCGUCCGCGUCUGCGUUCGUGCCGAGUUUUUCGAUCCCGGCCCCCGCGCCUGCCGUUGUGUACCACGCGCCUCCCCUGCAUCCUCAAUACGUUGGCCAUCACCAAGUGCCGUAUGGAGUCCCGUCGCACUACGUCGAUUCAUGGAUGCAUGACACGGUGUACGAUCACGACAUGGAUUCCGACAGCGUGUCUGUGCCGUAUCAUUACGGCACCCAUGUCAUGAUGCAAGGCCCUCCGAUGCACCACCCCCACAUGGACCAGUACCAACCGGGCAUGGUCGAUCCCAUCAUGUAUGGAGGGGGUGGGUACCCUCCGGUCGCUGGUCCAUUCUACCAGCCUCCUCCUCACCACCACCACCACCCAGUCCAAGUUUCAUUUGGAGGGGCCACUCCCCAACAAAGUGGUCGAAAAGAUCAGCACUUUGCCACCCCGCCGCCGCUUCCUCGAUGAGUGCUGCCGCCACCACCCACCUUUGCAAAACCCACCAAAAUAUACCAAAACUUUUCUUGCA
Molecule: messenger RNA, 1776 nt
Organism: Aphanomyces invadans
Lineage: Eukaryota; Oomycota; Saprolegniomycetes; Saprolegniales; Verrucalvaceae
Exons: 6
Coding region: 45-1715 (556 amino acids)
Biological process (GO): cytoplasmic stress granule assembly
Cellular component (GO): cytoplasmic stress granule
Molecular function (GO): RNA binding
Source: RefSeq, a predicted model, not a curated record